AAUUCGGCAAUUCAUCCAAGAAGUUUGCUGACAAUUUUAUUUUUUUGUAACUUUUCGCUAAAAAGAAGGAAAUAAAUAUAAAAAAUGAUGACCGAUUUAGCAAGGGACAUUCCUAAACCAGGUUUCAGUUUUGAAAACUGUAAAAGAAAUGAAAUGCUUUUAAAGGAGGGAUUCCAACCUCCAAAAGCUGUUAAAACUGGUACUACAAUUGCUGGAAUAGUUUUUAAAGAUGGUGUUAUUCUGGGGGCCGAUACAAGAUCUACUUGUGGAGCAAUUGUAUCGGAGAAGAACUGCAAAAAAAUACAUUAUUUAGCAAAAAAUAUGUAUUGUUGCGGAGCUGGAACAGCUGCAGAUACUGAAAUGACUACUGAAAAUAUUUCAUCUCAACUAGAAUUACAUCGUUUGAAUACUGGUCGGCAAGUGCCAGUUGUGGCAGCUAAUACAUUACUAAAACAACUUUUAUUCCGGUAUCAAGGACACGUAAGUGCUGCCUUAGUUUUAGGCGGUGUAGAUAAAACAGGUUCGUACAUCUAUUGUAUUCAUCCACAUGGCUCAACUGAUAAGGUGCCGUAUUCAACAAUGGGUUCGGGUAGUUUAGCUGCCAUGGCAGUUUUUGAGGCACGCUGGAAACCAGAUUUAGAUGAAGAAGAAGGAAAGAAAUUAGUACGUGAUGCUAUUGCUGCUGGUGUUUUUAAUGAUUUGGGUUCUGGAUCUAAUGUUGAUUUAUGUAUUAUUCGUAAGGAUAAUACAACAUCUUAUUUAAGAAACUAUGAAAUUGCAAAUAAAAAGGGUGAAAGAAAGUUGAAUUAUGAUUUUAAAGUAGGAACAACUGAUGUUUUGGAGACUUUAGUUCAAAAAUUCGAGGUUACAGAAGAAACAAUCCCAGUUGCUAUGGAAGUUGCUUAAAUUUACUUUUUAAACAUAAUUGUAAUUGGUAAUUUUUCUAUGUUUUAAAAAUAAAAUAUUCAAGAAAACUUAA
Condylostylus longicornis is the source of this 979-nucleotide messenger RNA. It is a transcript of the gene Prosbeta2, whose product is annotated as proteasome subunit beta type-7. The transcript is spliced from 3 exons. Gene Ontology annotation, molecular function: threonine-type endopeptidase activity. The coding region runs from base 85 to 906 and encodes 273 amino acids. The record is from RefSeq and is a predicted model, not a curated record. Gene Ontology annotation, cellular component: proteasome core complex. Lineage: Eukaryota; Metazoa; Arthropoda; Insecta; Diptera; Dolichopodidae.